AUGUCAGCGGAAGAAGGUCUACAUCAUUCUGCCAUUGCCCUGAUAAAAAGACAUUUGGAGGACAAUCUGCAAGAAUUGCAACGAUUGGGUCUGUCCGAAUCCACACCAAUCGAAGAACUGGCCGCCAUGUUGGCCCAGAUUCGACUUCGUCUGAAGGAACUUUCCCCCAGUGACUACAAUGAACACGCGUUGGACCUGGAAUUGGGCACUGCGGACGGUGCCAUGGCGGCAAUGCAUAACAAUCUGGAGGGUCAUACAUGUGGCGGUGCCCUGAUCAGUCCGUGAGAAGUUUGGAACCCGUCACUGACCGCCUCAGCCGAUCGAUGGGUUGCCGUGUUGGGAGAACAUCACCUGAAAGAAAAUGAUCAACAUGAGGUCGCUUACGCUAUCUCGAAAAUUAUACUGUUUCCUGACCCAGAACCAAUCACAGAUGCUCUCCGUCCGGGUAUCGUUCAAAAUGACAUUGCCCUGGUCAAAUUGGCCCAACCGGCUCAGCUGGACCAGUAUGUUCAAAUCGGUUGCCUACCCUAUCCGAAUGAGGUAUUCAAAGCGGGUCAACGAUGUUCGGUAGCCGGCUGGGGUGUCACCGAAGAGGAGAGAAGCUACGCUCGAGCAUCGCAGGCAGUUCGUCUCAUUCCACGCGAAAUGGAAGGAUCGGAUUUCCGUGACAAGCAAUAUGCCACACCGAAAUGUAUCACACUGUCGGUGGAGGAAUUGAAUUUGUAA
This is a messenger RNA of Echinostoma caproni, 726 nucleotides long. NCBI's taxonomy places the organism in Eukaryota, Metazoa, Platyhelminthes, Trematoda, Plagiorchiida, Echinostomatidae. The record is from the annotation of a GenBank genome assembly.